Messenger RNA from Elephantulus edwardii (Cape elephant shrew), 12852 nucleotides. It is a transcript of the gene DNAH1, whose product is annotated as dynein, axonemal, heavy chain 1. NCBI's taxonomy places the organism in Eukaryota, Metazoa, Chordata, Mammalia, Macroscelidea, Macroscelididae. Gene Ontology annotation, cellular component: dynein complex. The record is from RefSeq and is a predicted model, not a curated record. Gene Ontology annotation, molecular function: dynein intermediate chain binding; minus-end-directed microtubule motor activity; ATP binding. Gene Ontology annotation, biological process: microtubule-based movement. The coding region runs from base 28 to 12852 and encodes 4274 amino acids. The transcript has 77 exons.
GGCUGGGGUAUUGCUGUGAGAAGCAGCAUGGAGCUACCCAAGAAAGAAGGCAACCCAAAAAGGAGCCCUCAGGACCCACAGUGCAGCCUGGGAAGCACUUGUCCAAUCGGGGAGGACACCCUUGGGACCACUUAUGUAGGUUUGCAGUCCAACCUCGAGAAGAUUCUUCUGGGAACAGAUAAUUCAUCAAGAAGGAUUCCUCCAGACCCUGACCCCAACUCCUCAUCCUUACUCAUGUCCUCGGCUGCAUCCUUAUCCUCAGACAUGGGGCAGUCCCGGAAGUUACCCGGGGCAGGCACAAGUAAGAAGUACCCAUUGAUGAAGCAGCGUGGAUUCUACUCUGACAUUCUCAACCCUGAAGCCUUGGAUCAACUGGGGGACCUCUGUGGUGGCCCCAGCAUGCAGCAGAACCUCCUGUGGCAGUCUGAACUCGAAAACUUCACCCCAAAAGUCCUGACCUUUAAGCUUCCAGAGGACUUCCAGCAUCUCCUGGAGGAGCAGAGCAUCGGGUCCACCACCCAGCUGCUCACGCAGACGGACUUCCCGCUGCAGGCUUACGAGCCCAAGGUGCAGGUGCCCUUCCAGGUGCUGCCCGGCCAAUGUCCCCGCAAGAUUGAGAUUGAGAGGAGGAAGCGACAGUACCUGAGUCUGGACAUCGAGAAGUUGCUUAACCAAGAGGGCAUCGACUCUAACAAGCUCAUGCCCAGGCACCCAGACCCCCAGAACCCCCAGACUAUCGAACAGGGUCAAGACCCACUCUUCCCUAUCUACCUCCCACUGAAGGUGUUCGACAAUGAGGAGUUUGACUGCCGGACACCCCAGGAGUGGAUUAACUUGGGCUUGGAGCCAGGAUCUCAGGAAAGGAAGCCCGUCCCUGGAAAAGCUCUCUUGCCCACUGAUGACUUCCUGGGGCACGAGGACCCUAAGAAUAGAGACCUGAAGUACGAGUGGUGCAGUGUUGGCGUACUUGACUACAACGAGGAGACAAAGCUUUACCUGGUGCACAAGACGGAUGAGAAUGGCUUGGUGCGAGAUGAGACGGGGAGGCCCAUCCGGAAUGGAGGAGUCACCCCUGAAGGAAGGCCCCCUCUUCUGGCUUGCCAGUACUGGGUGCCCCGGAUCCAGCUCCUGUUCUGCGCCGAGGACCCUCGUGUGUUCGCGCAGCGCGUGGUGGAGGCGCACGCCCUGCGCAAGAACACAGAGGCGCUGCUGCUGUACAACCUUUACGUGGACUGCAUGCCCUCGGAGGACCAGCGCCUCAUCAGUGAGCAGAGCCUGAAAAACAUCAAGCAGUGGGCGAUGAGCACGCCCCGGAUGCGCAAAGGGCCCCAGGUCCUGGAGCACCUGAGCAGUCUCGCCAGAGAAGUGAGCCUGGACUACAAGCGCAGCAUGAACAAGAUCAACUUUGACCAGAUCGUCUCCUCCAAGCCUGACACCUUUUCCUAUGUGACCCUGCCCAAGAAGGAGGAGGAGAAAGUGCCUGAAAAAGGGCUGGUGUCUAUCCCAGAGUACCCCUUCCAAGAGCAGAAAGAGAGCUUCACCUUCGUGUCCCUGCUCACACGGCCAGAGGUCAUCACGGCCCUCAGCAAGGUGCGGGCCGAGUGCAACAAAGUGACUGCCAUGUCCCUGUUCCACUCCAGCCUCUCCAAGUACUGCCGCCUGGAGGAGUUUGAGCAGAUCCAGUCUCAGACCUUCUCCCAGGUUCAGAUGUUCCUCAAGGACACCUGGAUCAGCACGCUCAAGGUGGCCAUGCGCAGCAGCCUGCGGGACACGAGCAAGGGCUGGUACAACCUGUACGAGACGUGCUGGGAGGUGUACCUCAUGUCGAAGCUGCGCAAGCUGAUGGAGCUCAUCCGGUACACGCUGCAGGACACACUGCGCUUCCUGGUGCAGGACUCGCUGUCCAGCUUCUCACAGUUCAUCAGCGACGCCUGCUGCAGCGUGCUCGACUGCCCCCAGGACAUGGUCUGGGGCGAAGACUUGAUCAACAGCCCCUAUCGGCCCCGGAAGAACCCCCUGUUCAUCGUAGACCUGGUGCUGGACAGCUCAGGGGUGCACUACAGUACGCCGCUGGAGCAGUUCGAGACAGCACUGCUCAACCUGUUUGACAAGGGCAUCCUGGCCACGCACGCUGUGCCCCAGCUGGAAAAGAUGGUGAUGGAGGACCUCUUCAUCAGCGGCAACCCCCUGCUGGAGUCGGUAGGGCUGCAUGAACCGCUGGUGGAGGAGUUGCGCGCCGUCAUCGCCAACGCCAUUCGCAAGGCCAUAAUCCCACUGCAGGCCUAUGCCAAGGAAUACACAAAGUACCUGGAGCUGAACAACUGUGACAUCAACACCUUCCUCAAGUCCUACCAGACGCAGGCCCCGCUGGCAGGGGAAGUUCGGGAGGUGGUGCUCAGCUACCUCCGGGAGAAAGACAUCCUGGACAACUCGCUGCCCAGCAGCAUCGUCAUUGGACCCUUCUACAUCAAUGUCGAAAAUGUCAAGCAGAACCUGUCCAAGAAGCAAAAGGCCCUGGCCACUUCCAUGUUGGACAUCUUGGCCAAGAACCUGCACAAGGAGGUGGACGCUAUCAGUGAGGAUUUCCGCAGCAUCAGCCGCAAGAUCUACGAGAAGCCCAACAGCAUCGAGGAGCUGGCCGAGCUGCGCGAGUGGAUGAAGAGCAUCCCAGAGCAGCUGGUGGGGCUGGAGGAGCGGAUUGUGAAGGUCAUGGACGACUACCAGGUCAUGGAUGAAUUCUUUUACAACCUCAGCACAGAAGACUUCAAUGACAAGUGGGCAGCCAGCUACUGGCCGUCUAAGAUCCUCGGGCAGAUCGAGUUGGUGCGGCAGCAGCACAGUGAGGACGAGGAGAAGUUCCGCAAAAUCCAACUCAUGGAUCAGAACAACUUCCAGGAGAAGCUGGAAGGGCUACAGCUGGUGGUGGCUGGCUUCUCCACACAUGGGGAGAUUUCACGAGCCCACGAGAUCGCCAACGAGGUGCGCCGUGUGAAGAAGCAGCUGAAGGACAGCCAGCACCUGGCAGCUCUGUACAAUAACCGCGAGCGCAUCUUCGGAGCACCCAUCACCAACUAUGACAAGCUCACCCGGAUGGUGAAGGAGUUCCAGCCCUACCUGGACCUCUGGACCACAGCCUCUGACUGGCUGCGCUGGUCCGAGAGCUGGAUGAACGACCCGCUCUCGGCCAUCGACGCGGAGCAGCUGGAAAAGAACGUGGUGGAGUCCUUCAAGACCAUGCACAAGUGCGUGAAGCAGUUCAAGGACAUCCCAGCCUGCCAGGAGGUGGCCUUGGACAUCCGGGCCCGCAUCGAGGAGUUCAAGCCCUACAUCCCACUGAUCCAGGGGCUGCGGAACCCCGGCAUGCGGAACCGACACUGGGAGCUGCUGUCCAAUGAGAUCAAUAUCAACGUCAGGCCCAAGGCCAACCUGACCUUCGCCCGCUGCCUCGAAAUGAACCUGCAGGACCACAUUGAGAGCAUCAGCAAGGUGGCCGAAGUGGCCGGCAAGGAAUACGCCAUUGAGCAGGCUCUGGACAAGAUGGAGAAGGAGUGGUCAGUCAUCCAGUUCAACGUGCUACCCUACAAGGAGACAGGGACCUACAUCCUUAAGAGUCCAGACGAGGCCUCGCAGCUGCUCGAUGACCACAUCGUCAUGACCCAGAGCAUGUCCUUCUCACCCUAUAAGAAGCCCUUUGAGCAGCGCAUUAACUCCUGGGAGAACAAGCUGAAGCUGACCCAGGAGGUGCUAGAGGAGUGGCUGAACUGUCAGCGCUCCUGGCUCUACCUGGAGCCCAUCUUCAGCUCCGAGGACAUCAACCGGCAGCUGCCCAUGGAGAGCAAGCGCUACCAGACCAUGGAGCGCAUCUGGAGGAAGAUCAUGAAGAACGCCUACGAGAACCGGGAGGUGAUUAAUGUGUGUGCUGACCAGAGGCUGCUAGAGAGCCUUCGGGAUUGCAACAAGCUGCUGGACAUGGUGCAGAAGGGCCUCAGCGAGUACCUGGAGACCAAGCGCAGAUCCUUCCCCAGAUUCUACUUCCUGUCAGAUGAUGAACUCCUGGAAAUUUUGUCCCAGACGAAAGACCCCACGGCCGUGCAGCCCCAUCUGCGAAAGUGUUUCGAGAACAUUGCCCGGCUGCUGUUCCAGGAGGACCUGGAGAUCACACACAUGUACUCGGCCGAGGGUGAAGAGGUUAGGCUGUCCACAUCUGUCUACCCUACCAGCAAUGUGGAGGACUGGCUGCUGGAGGUGGAGCACAGCAUGAAGGCCAGCGUGAGGGACUUCAUUGAGAGGGCCAUCAAGGCCUACCCCACGAUGCUUAGGAGCGUGUGGGUUCUGAGCUGGCCUGGCCAAGUGACCAUCGCUGGGUGCCAGACCUACUGGACCAUGGAGGUGGCAGAGGCUCUGGAGACCGGUGACCUCAGCAGUCGUCUCUUUCCCAAGCUUGCCGAGCAGCUCAGUGACCUGGUUGCCCUGGUUCGGGGGAAGCUGUCCCACAUGCAACGUGCUGUGUUGUCUGCGCUCAUAGUCAUUGAGGUCCAUGCCAAGGAUGUGGUGAGCAAGCUGAUAGCCGAGGAGGUGGUCAGCGUGAACGACUUUGAGUGGAUCUCACAGUUGAGGUACUACUGGACAAAUGGUGACCUGUACAUCCGUGCCGUGAAUGCUGAGUUCAUCUACGGCUAUGAGUACCUGGGCAACAGUGGGCGGCUGGUGAUCACGCCCCUCACCGACAGGUGCUACUUGACCCUGACUGGGGCCCUGCACCUCAAGUUUGGGGGAGCACCAGCAGGCCCGGCUGGCACAGGGAAAACGGAGACCACCAAAGACUUGGGCAAGGCCUUGGCCAUUCAGACAGUCGUGUUCAAUUGCUCCGACCAGCUGGACUUCAUGGCCAUGGGCAAAUUCUUCAAGGGCUUGGCCAGCGCUGGGGCCUGGGCCUGCUUUGAUGAGUUCAAUCGCAUUGAUAUCGAGGUGCUGUCUGUGGUGGCGCAGCAGAUCACCACCAUCCAGAAGGCACAGCAACAGCGGGUGGAGCGCUUCAUGUUCGAAGGUGCCGAGAUUCCGCUGGUGCCAUCCUGUGCAGUGUUUAUUACCAUGAACCCGGGCUAUGCUGGCCGCACUGAGCUGCCCGACAACCUGAAGGCGCUCUUCCGGCCAGUGGCCAUGAUGGUUCCAGAUUACGCCAUGAUUGCAGAGAUCUCCCUCUACUCCUUUGGCUUCAACGAGGCCAACACGCUGGCCAAGAAAAUCACCACCACCUUCAAGUUGUCCUCCGAGCAGCUUAGUUCUCAGGAUCACUAUGACUUUGGGAUGAGAGCUGUGAAGACUGUGAUCUCGGCUGCUGGGAACCUUAAGCGAGAAAACCCCAACAUGGAUGAGGAGCUGAUCUGUCUCAGGGCCAUCCGUGAUGUCAAUGUUCCCAAGUUCCUGCAGGAGGACCUCAAGCUCUUCUCUGGGAUUGUGUCCGACCUGUUUCCCACCAUCAAGGAGGAGACCACAGACUAUGGCAUCCUGUACAAAGCCAUAUGCAAGGCCUGUGAGAAGAACGACCUCAAGGAUGUGGAGGGCUUUUUGACCAAGUGCAUUCAACUCUACGAGACCACGGUGGUGCGGCACGGUCUGAUGCUCGUCGGGCCCACGGGCUCCGGAAAGAGUAAAUGUUACAAAGUCCUGGCAGAUGCCAUGACGUCACUGAAAGGCCAGCCGUCCAUCAGUGGUGGUGUGUACGAGGCCGUCAGCUACUAUGUGCUCAACCCCAAGUCCAUCACGAUGGGCCAGCUCUACGGAGAGUUUGACCUGCUCACCCAUGAGUGGACAGAUGGGAUCUUUCCCUCCCUCAUCCGGAUGGGAGUCAUCGCGACCGACACCAACAAGAAGUGGUACAUGUUUGACGGGCCAGUGGACGCCGUCUGGAUUGAGAACAUGAACACGGUGCUGGACGACAACAAGAAGCUGUGCCUCAGCUCCGGGGAGAUCAUCAAGCUCACAGAGGCGAUGACCAUGAUGUUUGAGGUGCAGGACCUGGCAGUGGCCUCGCCGGCUACCGUGUCCCGCUGCGGCAUGGUGUACCUGGAGCCCAGCAUCCUGGGACUCAUGCCUUUUGUCCAUUGCUGGCUGAAGAAGCUCCCUCCCUUUCUGAAGCCCCACGAGGAGCACUUCAAGAGCCUCUUUGACAGGUUCCUCGAGGAAUCCAUCUCCUUUGUUCGGCUCUCCGUGAAGGAGGUGAUCACUUCGACCAACAGCAACCUGACCAUGAGCUUCCUCAAACUGCUUGAGUGCUUCUUCAAGCCCUUCCUGCCCAGAGAGGGUCACAAGAAAAUAGCCCCUGAAAAGCUGAAUCGCAUCCCGGAGCUGAUCGAGCCCUGGUUCUUCUUCUCCCUGGUCUGGAGCGUGGGAGCCACAGGGGACAGCGCAAGCCGCACUAGCUUCAGCCACUGGCUGAAGAAUAAGAUGAGCAUUCAAAAUCAACUGACCAUGCACUUCCCGGAAGAGGGGCUGGUGUACGAUUACAGACUGGACGACGCUGGCAUCAGCAACACCAAUGAAGACGAAGAAGAAGAGGAGGAGAGUAGUAGGAAACAGGUCACCUGGGUGAAGUGGAUGGACCACUCAACUCCGUUCACCAUGGUUCCCGACACCAACUACUGUGACAUCAUCGUGCCCACCAUGGACACAGUGCAGAUGUCCUACCUGCUGGGCAUGCUACUCACCAACCACAAGCCUGUGCUGUGCAUCGGGCCCACAGGUACAGGGAAGACCGUUACCAUCUCUGACAAGCUCCUCAAGAACCUGCCGCUGGAUUACAUCAGCCACUUCCUCACCUUCUCUGCCCGCACCUCGGCCAACCAGACCCAGGACCUCAUCGACAGCAAGCUGGACAAGAGGAGGAAGGGUGUGUUUGGGCCACCUCUGGGACGAAACUUCAUCUUCUUCAUUGAUGACCUGAAUAUGCCAGCCUUGGAGACGUACGGUGCCCAGCCGCCCAUCGAGCUGUUGCGCCAGUGGAUGGACCAUGGCGGCUGGUAUGACCGCAAGACCAUCGGAGCCUUCAAGCAUCUGGUGGACAUCAACUUUGUCGGUGCCAUGGGGCCCCCAGGUGGGGGCAGGAACCCCAUCACCCCACGACUGACUCGCCAUUUCAACUACCUGUCCUUCACCGAGAUGGACGAGGUCAGCAAGAAGCGCAUCUUCUCCACCAUCCUUAGCAGUUGGAUGAAUGGACUCCUUGGAGAAAAGAGUUACCGAGAGCCUGUGCCCGGAGCCCCCGACAUUGCCCACCUCACGGACUCUGUCGUGGAGGCCACCACCAUGGUGUACUCCACCAUCACCUCCCAGCUGCUGCCCACGCCAGCCAAGUCCCAUUACACCUUCAACCUCCGGGACCUGUCCAAGGUCUUCCAGGGCAUGCUCAUGGCUGAGGCGGCCAAGGUCGAGGACACGAUACAGCUGCUUCGCCUGUGGUACCACGAGAACUGCCGUGUGUUCCGUGAUCGGCUGGUGAACGACGAGGACCGCAAGUGGUUCGACCACCUCCUUGAGAAGCAAAUGGAGCGGUGGGAUGUGGCCUUCAACAUGGUCUGCCCUUUCCAGCCCAUCCUCUACGGGGACUUCAUGUCACCGGGCUCUGACAUCAAGUCCUACAAGCUCAUCAUCAGCGAGAAGAAGAUGAUGCAGGUGAUUGAGGAGUACAUGGAGGACUACAACCAGAUCAACACAGCCAAGCUGAAGCUCGUCCUCUUCAUGGACGCCAUGAGCCACAUCUGCCGCAUCAGCCGCACUCUGCGUCAGGCGCUGGGCAACGCGCUCCUGCUGGGCGUGGGCGGCAGCGGCCGCAGCUCCCUCACACGCCUGGCCUCGCACAUGGCUGAGUACGAGUGCUUCCAGAUUGAGCUGUCCAAGAACUACGGCAUCACCGAAUGGCGUGACGACGUCAAGAAGGUCCUACUCAAGGCUGGCCAGCAGAGUCUGCCCAUCACCUUCUUGUUCUCCGACACCCAGAUCAAGAGCGAGUCCUUUCUGGAGGACAUCAACAACAUCCUGAACUCCGGCGACAUUCCUAACCUGUACUCCGUGGAUGAGCAGGACCAGAUCCUCAACACCAUGCGGCCGCUUGUCCAGGAGCAGGGCCUGCAGCCCACCAAGGCCAAUCUCAUGGCUGCCUAUACCCGGCGUGUGCGCAGUAACAUCCACAUGGUGCUAUGUAUGAGCCCCAUUGGAGAAGUCUUCCGAGCUCGGCUGAGGCAGUUCCCCUCCUUGGUCAACUGCUGUACCAUUGACUGGUUUAGCGCGUGGCCGGCAGAGGCACUCGAGUCUGUGGCCAACACAUUCCUGAACGAGAUCCCAGAACUGGAGGCCAGUAAAGAAGUGAUAAAUGGACUGAUUCAGGUAUGUGUGAGUAUCCACCAGUCAGUGGCCAUCAAGUGUACUGAAUACCUCGCCGAACUGUCCCGUCACAACUACGUGACCCCCAAGAGCUACCUGGAGCUGCUCAAUAUUUUCUCCAUCCUCAUCGGGCAGAAGAAGCAGGAGCUGAAAACCGCCAAGGACCGCAUGAAGAGUGGCCUCGACAAGCUGCUGCGCACGGCUGAGGACGUGGCCAAGAUGCAAGAGGACCUAGAGAUCAUGCGCCCCCUGCUGGAAGAGGCUGCCAAGGACACCAUGCUCACCAUGGAGCAGAUCAAGGCGGACACAACCAUUGCUGAAGAGACCCGGAACUCAGUGCAGGCAGAGGAGACCAAAGCCAACGAGAAGGCCAGGAAGGCCCACGCCAUUGCUGAUGAUGCCCAGAAGGAUCUGGAUGAGGCGCUGCCAGCCCUGGAUGCUGCCCUGGCCAGCCUACGGAACCUCAACAAGAAUGACGUGACUGAGGUGCGUGCCAUGCAGCGCCCGCCCCCGGGCGUGAAGCUGGUCAUAGAAGCCGUGUGCAUCAUGAAGGGCAUCAAGCCCAAGAAGGUGCCUGGAGAGAAGCCAGGCUCCAAGGUGGAUGACUACUGGGAACCAGGCAAGGGGUUGCUGCAGGACCCUGGCCGGUUCCUCGAGAGCCUCUUCAAGUACGACAAGGACAACAUUGGGGAGGUGGUGAUCAAAGCCAUCCAGCCCUACAUUGAUAAUGAAGAGUUCCAGCCAGCCGCCAUUGCCAAGGUGUCCAAGGCCUGCACCUCCAUCUGCCAGUGGGUGCGCGCCAUGCACAAGUACCACUUCAUGGCCAAGGCCGUGGAGCCCAAGCGGCAAGCCCUGCGUGAGGCCCAGGAUGACCUGGAGGUGACCCAGAAGAUCCUGGAGGAGGCAAAGAAGCAGCUGCGUGAAGUGGAGGACGGCAUCGCCAUCCUGCAGGCCAAGUACCGCGAGUGCAUCACCAAGAAGGAGGAUCUGGAGAUGAAGUGUGAGCAGUGUGAACAGCGGCUGGGCCGGGCCGACAAGCUUAUCAACGGGCUGUCAGAUGAGAAGGAGCGCUGGCAGGAGACUGUGGAGCACCUGGAGCACAUGCUGGACAACAUCUCCGGGGACAUGCUGGUGGCUGCUGGCUACGUGGCCUACCUGGGCCCCUUUACGGGCCAGUAUCGCACCACCCUGUACGACUACUGGGUCAAUCAGCUGAAGACACAUCAGGUCCCCCACACGGCUGAGCCCACGCUGAUCGGGACGCUGGGGAACCCCGUCAAGAUCCGCUCGUGGCAGAUCGCUGGCCUCCCCAACGACAUGCUGUCUGUUGAGAACGGGGUCAUCACCCAGUACUCUCAGCGCUGGACCCACUUCAUUGACCCUCAGGGCCAGGCCAACAAGUGGAUCAAGAAUAUGGAGAAAGAGAAUGGACUGGAUGUGUUCAAGCUGAGCGAUCGUGACUUCCUACGCAGCCUGGAGAACGCCAUCCGCUUUGGCAAGCCCUGUCUUCUGGAGAACGUGGGCGAGGAGCUGGACCCGGCCCUGGAGCCCGUGCUGCUCAAGCAGACGUACAAGCAGCAGGGGAACACGGUGCUGAAGCUGGGGGAUACAGUGAUCCCCUACCACGAGGACUUCAAGAUGUACAUUACCACCAAGCUUCCGAACCCACACUACACGCCUGAAAUUGCCACCAAGCUCACCCUCAUCAACUUCACCCUGUCGCCCAGCGGCCUGGAGGACCAGCUUCUGGGCCAGGUAGUGGCUGAGGAGCGGCCUGACCUGGAGGAGGCCAAGAACCAGCUGAUUGUCAGCAAUGCCAAGAUGCGCCAGGAGCUGAAGGACAUCGAGGACCAGAUCCUGUACCGCCUCAGCUCCUCCGAGGGCAACCCCGUGGACGACAUGGAGCUCAUCAAGGUGCUGGAGGCUUCCAAGAUGAAGGCCGCAGAAAUCCAGGCCAAGGUCAGGAUUGCAGAGCAGACAGAGAAGGACAUUGACCUCACGCGCAUGGAGUACAUCCCUGUGGCUGUGCGCACCCAGAUCCUCUUCUUCUGCGUUUCUGACUUGGCCAACGUGGACCCCAUGUACCAGUACUCCCUCGAGUGGUUCCUCAACAUCUUCCUCUCAGGCAUCGCCAACUCCGAGAGGGCAGACAACCUGAAGAAGCGCAUCGCCAACAUCAACCGCUACCUCACCUACAGCCUCUACAGCAACGUCUGCCGCAGCCUCUUCGAGAAGCACAAGCUGAUGUUUGCCUUCCUGCUUUGUGUCCGCAUCAUGAUGAACGAGGGCAAGAUUGACCAGGGCGAGUGGCGCUACCUUCUGUCAGGUGGCACCAUUGAUAUUGUGACCGAGAACCCUGCUGUGGACUGGCUGUCUGACCGGGCCUGGCGAGACAUCUUGGCACUGUCGAACCUGUCAGCCUUUUCUUCCUUUUCCUCUGACUUCGUGGAGUUCCUCCCAGAAUUCCGUGACAUCUUUGACAGCCUCGAGCCUCAUCGGAAGCCCUUGCCUGGCAUCUGGGAUGAGUACCUGGACCAGUUCCAGAAGCUGCUGGUUCUCCGCUGUCUGCGUGGGGACAAGGUCACCAACGCCAUGCAGGAUUUUGUGGCCAGCAACUUGGAGCCUCGCUUCAUUGAGCCACAGACAGCCAACCUAUCAGUGGUGUUCAAAGACUCCAACUCUACCACGCCCCUCAUCUUUGUGCUGUCUCCUGGCACCGACCCGGCUGCUGACCUCUACAAAUUUGCCGAAGAGAUGAAGUUCUCCAAGAAGCUUUCUGCCAUAUCCCUGGGCCAGGGGCAGGGCCCCCGGGCAGAAGCCAUGAUGCGCAGCUCUAUAGAGAGGGGCAAGUGGGUGUUCUUCCAGAACUGCCACUUGGCGCCGAGCUGGAUGCCAGCCCUGGAGCGCCUCAUCGAGCAUAUCAACCCUGACAAGGUGCACCGGGACUUCCGCCUCUGGCUCACCAGCCUGCCCAGCAACAAGUUCCCAGUGUCCAUCCUGCAGAACGGCUCCAAGAUGACCAUCGAGCCACCUCGUGGAGUCAAGGCCAAUCUGCUCAAGUCCUACAACAGCCUCAGCGAAGACUUCCUCAACUCCUGCCAGAAGGUGACGGAGUUCAAGUCCCUGCUGCUGUCGCUGUGCCUGUUCCACGGGAACGCACUGGAACGCCGUAAGUUCGGUCCCCUGGGCUUCAACAUCCCCUACGAGUUCACCGACGGAGACCUGCGCAUCUGCAUCAGCCAGCUCAAGAUGUUCCUGGAUGAGUACGAGGAGAUCCCCUACAAGGUCCUCAAGUACACAGCAGGGGAGAUCAACUAUGGGGGCCGCGUCACUGAUGACUGGGACCGCCGCUGCAUCAUGAACAUCCUGGAGGACUUCUACAACCCGGACGUGCUGUCUCCUGAGCACAGCUACAGUGCCUCGGGCAUCUACCACCAGAUCCAGCCCACCUAUGACCUCAACGGCUACCUCUCCUACAUCAAGAGCCUCCCACUCAAUGAUAUCCCUGAGAUCUUCGGCCUGCACGACAACGCCAACAUUACCUUUGCCCAGAAUGAGACUUAUGCCCUCCUGAGCUCCAUUGUCCAGCUGCAACCCAAGUCAUCCUCUGUGGGUGGCCAAGGUCGGGAGGAGAUAGUAGAGGAUGUGGCUCAGGGCAUCCUAUUCAAGGUGCCUGAACCUAUCAAUGUGAAGUGGGUGACGACCAGGUACCCGGUGCUGUACGAGGAGUCAAUGAACACAGUGCUAAUACAAGAGGUCAUUAGGUACAACCGGCUGCUGCAGGUGAUCACAGAGACACUGCGAGACCUGCUCAAGGCACUCAAGGGGCUGGUGGUGAUGUCUUCAAAUCUGGAGUUGAUGGCCACCAGCCUGUACAACAAUACCGUGCCUGAACUCUGGUCAGCCAAGGCCUACCCAUCCCUCAAGCCUCUGUCCUCGUGGGUCAUGGACCUUCUACAACGCCUGGACUUCCUGCUGACCUGGAUCCACGAUGGCAUCCCAGCUGUCUUCUGGAUCAGUGGGUUCUUCUUUCCCCAGGCGUUCCUGACAGGCACCCUGCAGAACUUUGCCCGCAAGUCCGUCAUCUCCAUUGACACCAUCUCCUUUGACUUCAAGGUGAUGUCCGAGACACCGUCAGCAAUCCAGGAGAGGCCUCAAGAGGGGUGCUACAUCCACGGACUGUUCCUGGAAGGUGCCCGCUGGGACCCAGUGGACUUCCAGCUGGCCGAGUCUCGGCCCAAAGAGCUCUACACAGAGAUGGCUGUUAUCUGGCUCCUGCCAGUGUCCAACCGCAAGGUCCAGGAUGAGAACUUCUACUUGUGCCCCAUCUACAAGACGCUGACUCGGGCCGGAACCCUAUCCACCACAGGCCACUCUACCAAUUAUGUCAUCGCCGUGGAGAUCCCCACCACGCUGUCCCAACGACACUGGAUCAAGCGUGGUGUGGCUCUCAUCUGCGCCCUGGACUACUAG